AUCACAGCGCAUGGCAGAUCUCCCGGAAGAACGUCUCAAACCCGGCCCUCCCUUCACUCAGGUUGGCAUAGACUGUUUUGGGCCUUGGGAGGUGGUCAGCAGAAGAACCCGAGGCGGGACUGCUCAAAGCAAAAGAUGGGGAAUGAUAUUCUCAUGUCUCACGUCCAGAGCUGUCCACAUCGAAGUCAUUGAGGAAAUGAGCACUUCAUCAUGCAUUAACGCCCUGCGACGCUUCAUAGCCUUGCGAGGCAAAGUCGAAGUGUUUUGGUCUGAUCAAGGAUCAAAUUUUGUAGGAGUGAUGAACGACAAGCUCUUUCAGUCUUACCUUGAGAAGAAUGACACACAAUGGAAACUGAAUCCUCCCCAUGCCCCUCAUAUGGGAGGAGUUUGGGAAAGACUGAUCGGCGUGACCAAAAAGAUUCUCAACGGCAUCCUGCUCGAAACCAAACAUCAAAGUCUUACUCACGAGACACUAGUCACUUUUAUGACAGAGGUCAUGGCCAUAGUCAACGCUCGACCUCUCGUCCCGUUGACCUCCGACCCAGAGGAUACUUCCUUCCUCACCCCAUCAAUGUUGCUGACUCAGAAACAUGGAAGUAUCGAUGAAGUGAUCGUCGAAGACUCCGCUUCCAACAUGUACAGGGCUCAGUGGAAGAUGGUUCAAGUUCUCGCCGACCGGUUUUGGAAACAAUGGAGGCUCCGUUACCUCCAGAGUCUUCAGCACAGGCGUAAAUGGAUCAACCCGGAGAGAAACAUUGCAGUUGGGGACGUAGUGUUGUUGAGAGAUAAAGACAUCAGGAGAAACCAGUGGCCUCUGGGUAUUGUUGACGGUGUCAGUCCUGGAGAUGAUGGAUUGGUUCGAAAGGUGAAUGUCCGUUUGCCAUCAACUGGAAAGACGUAUGCCAGACCAGUGCACGAGUUGGUUCUGUUGGUGGAAUCUGGAUAACCAGAUGCCUUUGUCUUCGUAGGUGUGAAGUCAUUUGACGUCUAUUGGACGUCGGUGGGGAGUGUGCUGUACGCCUUUUUUGUUGUGUAUGCCUUCCAUACACAGGCGUGCCAUACUCAUGCUUAGAAGGGCAUCGCGCAUGCGCCUGUCUGUCUGAACCUUGUGGCAGCGGGGCUGUGUUUUUCAUGUUCGCGCAGUCUCGACAACUAUGUAAAUAGAACGUCUAAAUUAUGAGUGUUCUUAGAGUUUCUUGCCUUUUGUUCUGCAUCCACAUGUCCUUAUGAGUUACACAUUAUUCUGCAGUUUGGACAGACGUCGUGGAAGAGUAUGCUAGGUUUUCUAAACCUUCGUGAUUACAUGACACAUCCAUAGAGCUUCUGAUUUUCCAGGAAGAUUGGAAAUCCACAAGUCUUUUUACCGUAUCUAGGCAAGGGAGUAGUUCUGGAUUAAAGAUGAGUAAUUUCAACUCAAGUGUCUUCCAGUUUACUUCUUA
Patiria miniata (bat star) is the source of this 1439-nucleotide messenger RNA. RefSeq lists its product as uncharacterized. Gene Ontology annotation, biological process: DNA integration. Gene Ontology annotation, molecular function: nucleic acid binding. The coding region runs from base 11 to 946 and encodes 311 amino acids. The transcript has 4 exons. Lineage: Eukaryota; Metazoa; Echinodermata; Asteroidea; Valvatida; Asterinidae. The record is from RefSeq and is a predicted model, not a curated record.